GGGCCGCCCGUCCCGGCCGGGUCGCUGUCGGUGCGGGGGGGGGGCGGCGGUAGCGGCCGUGGGGGCUCCGGUGGCCCCGGUCCCGAGCCCCCCACCCGCCGCUCCGCAGCCGCCUCGUCGGGACCCCGCCUCGCCUCGCCUGCAGCUCCUGCCGCCCCUCCCGGGGGCUCCGGCCAUGGCCAUGACAGGCCCUACGCCAUGCUCAUCCAUGAGUAACCACACCAAGGAGAGAGUCACAAUGACAAAGGUGACAUUGGAAAACUUCUACAGCAACCUCAUAGCUCAGCACGAGGAGCGAGAGAUGAGACAAAAGAAACUAGAACAAAUGAUGGAAGAAGAAGGCCUAAAAGAUGAAGAGAAAAGAAUCAGGAGGUCGGCACACGCGCAAAAGGAGACGGAGUUCCUUCGCCUGAAGAGAACCAGGCUUGGACUGGAGGACUUUGAGUCUCUAAAAGUAAUAGGCAGAGGAGCAUUUGGAGAGGUGCGCCUGGUCCAGAAGAAGGACACGGGGCACGUUUAUGCCAUGAAGAUCCUACGCAAAGCUGACAUGCUUGAGAAGGAGCAGGUUGGCCACAUCCGUGCAGAACGGGACAUCCUGGUGGAGGCAGACAGCUUGUGGGUUGUGAAGAUGUUCUACAGUUUCCAGGACAAACUAAACCUCUACCUGAUCAUGGAGUUCCUGCCUGGAGGUGACAUGAUGACACUGCUGAUGAAGAAGGACACUCUGACAGAGGAGGAGACGCAGUUCUACAUUGCCGAGACCGUGCUCGCCAUUGACUCCAUCCACCAGCUGGGAUUCAUCCAUCGCGACAUAAAACCAGACAACCUCCUCCUGGACAGCAAGGGCCACGUGAAACUCUCAGAUUUUGGUCUGUGUACUGGACUGAAGAAAGCCCACAGGACAGAAUUUUACAGGAAUUUAAAUCACAGUCUUCCCAGUGACUUCACUUUCCAGAACAUGAAUUCCAAAAGGAAAGCAGAGACUUGGAAGAGGAAUCGCCGGCAGCUGGCUUUUUCUACGGUGGGAACUCCAGAUUACAUUGCUCCUGAGGUUUUCAUGCAGACUGGAUACAACAAGCUGUGUGACUGGUGGUCCCUGGGGGUCAUCAUGUACGAGAUGUUGAUUGGUUAUCCACCAUUCUGUUCCGAGACUCCUCAAGAGACAUACAAGAAAGUGAUGAACUGGAAGGAGACCCUGACAUUUCCUCCAGAGGUUCCAAUCUCUGAUAAAGCAAAGGAUCUUAUUUUAAGAUUUUGCUGUGAAUGGGAGCACAGAAUUGGUGCAUCUGGUGUGGAGGAAAUAAAGAGUAACCCAUUCUUUGAAGGGGUUGAUUGGGAGCACAUCAGAGAGAGACCUGCUGCAAUUUCAAUAGAAAUUAAAAGCAUUGAUGAUACCUCAAACUUUGAUGAAUUUCCAGAAUCUGAUAUCCUUAAACCAACAGUGGCAACAAGCAACCACCCAGAGACAGACUACAAGAACAAAGACUGGGUUUUUAUCAAUUACACCUACAAGCGUUUUGAGGGCCUGACGGCCCGAGGAGCAAUUCCAUCCUAUAUGAAAGGAGGGAAGUAACACAGCUUUACCUGGGACUUCUGAGCCGUGGAAUUCUGUUGCUGUACUUUGGGUUUAUACCCAUAAAAGAACUUCUUCUUUUUUUUUUAAAGAAAACUUGAGGGCUAUCGACUCUUGGAGAAGACUUCAGGACCCUGUUUUGUUACACACCUGGUUGUUAUUAAGGAUUUUUUUUCCCUGUGCCAUUGAAAAAUUUCACAUGUUUGCAUCAUCUCUGUUGCCAGUGCCUUUUGCUGCUUCAGGAGCAAGAGGUAUUUUUUAUAUUCUUUGCCAGACUGUGCAGUCCAUUGGGAGAUGACAGCAAGCUUUCCUUUUGGCAUUGCAAAGCAUGGGAUUCUAUAGGACUGCAUCCAGUCCUGCAUGAAGUGACAAACUCACUCUGCCAAUUCUGCCAGCGCUGUUUGGCCAGUAGUUGAGGACUCCAGGACAGAGGAAACAAAGCAAUAAUUGAAGCUUGAGACAGACAACUCUCCAGGAAACUGUCUGGUAGAAGGACACAACUCGGAUUGCCUUAACCUUACUUUGUAGUGCUGUUUUUAUAAUGCUCCCUGGAAGCCUCUUCAAUAGCAUUUCUUAGCUCUGUUGCUGUGGCCCUCAGUUCUGGUGCACUUUACUUUUGGUACUAAGUGACCCUCAAGCCAUUUAAUGCUUUUUCUAAAUUAAAAAAUUUUGCAACACUUUUUCUUUCCUAAAGAGAGGAGAAAUGGGCCAUUUCCUCCACUGAGCGCCAAGUUUUUGGUUACUGUAUGUCAGGAUGGAUCCAUAAACAAUGCAGAUAAACUACAGCUGGUCACAUAAGUGGGCCUGGAAUUAGAGCAGAGGGAGGGAAAAUCCAGGAACCUGAUCCUUGGUGGGCAAGUUGUGCACAGCUGGGCCAGCCCCGAGGCUCUCCAGGCCACCUGCUGCUGUUCCUUAGCCACUUCUGAGCUCUGCUACAUCUUCAGUGGUUUAAAGGCCAAACCCCAACUUCUGUGGCCUUUUUGCUGUUGGUUUUGAGCAGAACAGGAUCAGGAUGUUGCUGAUGGAGGCCUGCCUGGUGUUCCCUCACAGAGGUGCUCUUGCUGUCCUGGCUGUACCAUCUGUACCCGGAGUGUUCCACGGAUGGUGCCUCAUGGGGUCACUUUUGGGGCACGGGAACCCACCAUGUCCACUCGUUGAUUGUUGCCUACUCUAAAUUACAAAAGUACAUUCAGUUCUGAUCAGGGUCUCUCCAGGAGAGCCCCAAAGUGCCUUUCCUUGCCUAAGCCUCUCUCAGAACAUGACAGCAUUUUGGGAGGGAGGAUUCUGCCUCAGCUGAGCUUUUCCUGAUUCCUUUUUCUAACCACAAGCUCCACUUCGUGCCCAUUUGUAGUUAAUUCUGCACUUCCAGGGGCAGGUGGCAUUAAUCCUUGGGCCUGAAUGGUCUGGAAUUUGCAAUCAGAUAUUAAAAACACAAUUCAAUGAGUUUUCUAAAAGUGUGUCUCAAUACAAAUUGUCUUGGAUUCCUGCAAACUUCUCUUGGUGCUGAACACUAACUCUGGAGUACAGACAAGACAAAGCUCCAGUGAUGUCUCACAGGAAAAAAAAAAGGCUUCCAGGUCUGUUUAGUCCUGACUUUCUUGAUUAGAAAAUGAAACAAAAUGGAUUUGUAGUGGAACGUUUUUUUAUUUAGGUGCUUUUAGGGAAUGUUUACCUAGAUGUCUCUUGACUCGAGUGCCAUCCCCAAGGACUGGUGGGGGACUGCCAGUACUGUACAGAAUUUUUCAGGUCCUCCCCUCACCACCCCUGUGCUUUUUGUACAUGUCCUACAAGUUUAUGACCUGCCAUAAGCAGUUCAGACAGCAGUUGGAUCCUACCAAGCUGAAAUGCAAAACUAGCCUUAAUUAGAAGUCCAGGAUCUCUGCAGUCAGAAGGGCUCACUCGGAUGAAUAAGGGCUAAUGGAAGGAAUGACUUACAGGACCAGGCUUUCAUCAACUCGUCCCUAGAUCACAUUCUGCUCCCUUUUGACUUUGCAUGAAGGACUGAUACCAGCUUCUCAAACUGUUCAUCCUUAUCCUGCAGUUUCUUCUAGCCAUUUGACAAUGCUGCCUUAUAAACCAUUGGAAUUAAUUUAAGACCAUUUUUUUUUUCAAUUCCUAACAGCUUAGUUACUGCCUUAAAAUAAAAACAAAAAUCAAAAUCCUUUGAAGCUGCUGUGGAUUAGGAACAAAUAAUUUUGAGAUAAUAGCUGCAUUCUUAGCCCUUUACUGAAAGGGACCAGCAUUUUUAUUUAUAAAUACCAAAGAUGAAGGAGCUAAACAAUUUUAAGUUGUGAUAAGUUGCUGUGAAAAACCAACUCUCUAGUACUGUGUAUUUUUAGUGCUGUGUUUGAAGUGGGACCCCUCAGGUGUGUCACUGGAGUCCAAGGUGAAGUUUUCAAUGGCACGAGGAGCAGUUGGGUACCUCAUUCCUGUUGUCUUCCAGCAAAAGCUGGACAUCUUUGAAUCCAGUCCUGCUGGACACACUUUGCAGUGGGAGGUUCUGUUUCCCAGGUGCACUGUAAGCCUGUAUCCUGUUCCAGUUUUUUACCAACAUUAGGGAAAAAAGUGUCUCCUACAGUAUCUCCUUCCCAGGAUCCAUACUUCACUGCUAACAGUAAGGAUUUUGUAUGCCUGUUACAUCUCCCAUGGUAGCCAAACAUUUUUACACUUUUUUUUUGUGUUUUGAGGUUCUUAGUAUCUUUUAACUUUUUUUUUUUAAGCUGCAGUUGCUGUAUUUGUAGAAGUAGUUCCAAUCUCAAUUUCCAGUGGAUCUGAACACCUUAUACUGCCAGUUCAUCUCUGUAUCAUGCCUAGAACAAGCUGCACUAAGUGUUUCUUAUCACUGUGCCCUGACUCUGCCUUAACCUCUAAGUUGAAAAAGUGUUCUGUAAAUAUUUAAAAGCUGUUACAAAAUUGCACUGUACAAUUUGGCAGGUGUAGUCAACUUUUUAUGGAGCGAUCUCAUUGUGUUGUGUAAAUAAAAUCCUCUUAGUAAACA
This is a messenger RNA of Vidua chalybeata, 4571 nucleotides long. RefSeq names its product serine/threonine kinase 38 (gene STK38). NCBI's taxonomy places the organism in Eukaryota, Metazoa, Chordata, Aves, Passeriformes, Viduidae. The record is from RefSeq and is a predicted model, not a curated record. The coding region runs from base 176 to 1573 and encodes 465 amino acids. Gene Ontology annotation, molecular function: ATP binding; protein serine/threonine kinase activity. Gene Ontology annotation, biological process: peptidyl-serine phosphorylation; intracellular signal transduction. The transcript is spliced from 14 exons.